AUUAACAAUAAAGAAAAUUUAAAUUGUUUUAUUUAACGUUAAUUGUAACUAUUUAAAAUAAUUGUUUCUGUAUUUAUAAUAUAUUAACAUUAAGAGUAACGAAGCACUUUGAAUUUUGUUCUUUUACAAAUAUUGAAUAUUUUCGCCAGUGCUAAAUAGAAACAAAAGAAUCAUUGUUAAUUUUUUAAUUUAAUUGUUAUACGUUACUGUUAAUACAAUUGUUCAGCGGAAAAGAAUGUCCAGAAACAAUUCUACCACGAACGGAUCGCUCAGACGAUCACCCCGACGAUCACCCCAAGAACGGAAAGAAAUUUUAAGAAAAAUUAUAACUGAAACUGAAGUUCUUCGUAAGAAGAGACAGUCACUGAUAACACUAUACAACAGUUAGAAUCAUACAUGGAACAAACAGAUGAUAUCAACCAUGAAACAAAUAUAGAAGAAAAAAUACAUAAUCAAGAAGAAGUAUUAUUAGAUUCUGAAGUAGUGAACAUGUCGUCUAAAGUUUUAAAACAAUGCACCAGGUCUUUAACAAAACGCAUGUCCUCAUAUAAUCAUGUAGAAUUUGCUAAAAGAGUGGUAAAAUAUGUAAAACAGCUUCCGGAUAUUGAAUCAGAAACACCAGACUGGUCACUUUUAGAAGCAAAAGUUACAAAAUGUUUCAAAAGAACACCCCAGUAUAGCACAUUACUAGGUACUUUAGCACCAUUGGAAAGGAAGGAAAUUAUUAGAAAAAAGCCAGCAGCUAAAGAAGCUCAAGCACAAAUAAAAAGACCAGAUAAUGUUGUAGCAGUUAAUAAAGAAGAAGAAGGUUUAGAACAAACCGUACGAGUGCAACAAUUUAUCUCUCGAUACUGUAAGACUCACCGUAAACCAAUUGAUUUCUUUCGACUAGUUUUACAUCCAAAUGAUUUUGGAAAAAGUGUUGAAAAUAUUUUGCAAGUAUCUUUUCUCGUUCGAGAUGGAAAAGUUAAAAUAACAAAAGAUGACUCUAAUAUGCUUGUUGUUCAACCAUGUACCAAAGAAAUAAUAGCUCGAACAAAACUAGAGAAUACACCUAAUAUUCAAAAUGUGAUUUCUCUGGACAUGGAGCAGUGGAAGAUUCUGAAAGGUAUUUAUAAAUUAGAAAAACCGAUGCUUAAUUUUGAUAAUAAGGCAUGACACAACUUGAACAUUAUUUAUAUUAAGAGUUAACAGUAUUAUGUGAUAUCGCGGUAUUUUAGAGAUGUGAAUAUUUUUGUAUACCUAAAAAGGAAUUUGUAUGUCUAUUUCCUUACUGAAUUAAAAGUGUUACACAAAAA
This is a messenger RNA of Osmia lignaria (orchard mason bee), 1298 nucleotides long. It is a transcript of the gene Nse4, whose product is annotated as SMC5-SMC6 complex kleisin component Non-SMC element 1. NCBI's taxonomy places the organism in Eukaryota, Metazoa, Arthropoda, Insecta, Hymenoptera, Megachilidae. Gene Ontology annotation, biological process: DNA repair. Gene Ontology annotation, cellular component: nucleus; Smc5-Smc6 complex. The record is from RefSeq and is a predicted model, not a curated record.